AUGGCAGAUCGCAUCACUAUCGGCGCUUCCGCUGCGGUUCGGAGCUUGUGUGACGAGAGACAGGGCAUUUCAGAGUACUUGGAGGAGCAGUAUCCGGAUGCCGUGUCCCCGGAGAAGGUGCUCGUGCUUCCGUUGCGUCUGAGCGGUUGGGUGUGGCGUAAAGAAGGACCAAUGAUCUUUCGUCGCUAUCGUCGUCGUUUCUAUGUGUUUGAAGCGCAGCAGACGGCGCUUUUUGUCUUUUCUGACGAGAACAUUGAGACGAGAAAGCUUUUGCAGCAUUUGGUGCUCACGAGAGCGACGCUUUUGAGUCGGGACGAUCGAGUAUUCGAUGUGAUGGGGUAUGUGGGCCACCAGGAGGUACUGAAGGAGACGGCUGAGUCAGGGGCGAGACGAGCCGAGGGUGUACAGGGACAGGUGCUACGUGGCAGCAGGCAAGCAAAAAUCAAGCUCGAAGAGGAGAGAUUCAAGGCGGUGUCGGCGAAAGCUUGUUGUGUCUGGACACACUGUUUUAAGCAUCGAAUGAAGAGCUACGAUGUGCGUAGGCAGGAGACGGACCACGAAACGAGGAAGAAGGAAGGUACUGACGGGACUACUGCUAUUGACGUGAUGCUAGCUGAUAAAGGCAACAAUGGGGAGAUGAAGAUUGGCCCCAGAUUUGUGUUUGAAGACGCUACGAAGAACACAAGACGUCGUUUACUACCUCAAUGCAACUUUUGGGGAUCUAACGGCUGUGGAUUGUUUGUGCACUCGAAAUCAAGUAGUAGAAGCAGAGACAAAGUGGCGGUCAAGACAAUAGACUCCGUGGAACGAAAGGCUAGUGAGGCGUCCAAAUCGGGCCCCUCUCGAGUCCAGUUUGACCAGAGUACUGGAUCGAUAUUUGGCCAAAGCACAAUUGAAGCGGGUAAGAAGUCGCCAACGAGAGCAACAACGGAAUCUUCGCCACAACGGAAUGGAAAGACAGUCGGCACGCAUUCUCCUACGUUGCCAUUGGAGCUUUCAUGUAUAAUGUCCGAAUGGGAAAGCGAAGAGCUUUUCUCACAUCGUAUGGAUUUCGAUGCAAUCGUUCUUCGGAACAUGCUAGCUGCUGGCGCAUGCGGUGAAGUUUGGCACGCGCUAUACCGCUCGCAAGAGAUUGUCGUGAAAAAAUUGCCGAACGCAGUCAUGAUGGGUGCCAAAUUUUCGGCAUUGUCUACCGGAGAUGAGGUCAAUACUGUCUGCCGCCAAGGUCAAGCUAUUCUAGAUUUUGUUCAAGAAAUACGAAUAAUGUCACGGCUAGAGCACAACCGCAUUGUCGAGUUUCGCGGAGUAGCCAUGGGCCCAGGAAACGAUUUACGUCUGAUUAUGGAGUUCUUGCCACGGGGCGACCUUCGAGUGUUCCUUCAUGCCGUCAAACGCAAGGAAAAAAAUGCUCUAAGGAAAAAUGAUGAUUGUGAACAGUUUCAAAGCAUCUGGACGUGGACGAAACAACAGUGGCGUCUGGCCAUUGACAUCAUUGAAGGGCUCGUGUACCUUCAUUCGUUGAAUCCACCUUUAGUGCACGGCGACUUGAAAUCGGCCAACGUUCUGUUGCGCAGCGAUCUCCGUGCCAAGCUGACUGACUUUGGUCUCUCGCGAUACCUCGUAUCCAAUGAAGGUGAAUACUUGAAGCAAGGAAGAAGGAACGACGGUACUGUCGACAUGUCUGGAGAUGGAUCUCGAGCUUGCGGUACGGGACGUUGGAUGGCUCCCGAGUUGAUAAAAUGUGCGGCGCAAACUUCGAUAGACUCGGACGUGUACGCUUUUGGCAUUGUGCUAUCUGAGAUCGACACGUGCGAGUUGCCGUUUCAUGAUCGGGAGAAGCCCGUGGCGUAUCCUUUUUGUCCUUUGAGAAGCAGCGCACGCCAAAGCAGCCACAAGGACGUUGCUUGCUCACUGAACGAGAGCCAUAUAGUGCACAAGAUCGUGGGUGAAGGAUGGAAGCCUACAUUUCGCGUGACGUGUCCGGAAAGUAUCAAGAAGCUUGCGCAGGAGUGUCUAUCACCAGACCCGAAGAAGCGUCCUACGUCGCUCGCGGUCGCUCAUCGACUACGCAAAGCUGCAGGUCAGCGCGAACGACCCGAAGUUCUCGCUGCACAGGCUAAAGCCGCCACUUUGCUCCACAUUCGCUAA
Molecule: messenger RNA, 2148 nt
Organism: Peronospora matthiolae
Lineage: Eukaryota; Oomycota; Peronosporomycetes; Peronosporales; Peronosporaceae
Source: the annotation of a GenBank genome assembly